Schistosoma rodhaini is the source of this 2730-nucleotide messenger RNA. NCBI's taxonomy places the organism in Eukaryota, Metazoa, Platyhelminthes, Trematoda, Strigeidida, Schistosomatidae. The record is from the annotation of a GenBank genome assembly.
AGAGCGUAGCAACUUUAGAUGCUGUGGAUUUUAGUUUUAUUAUCAUAAGAAGACUUGUACAGGCCACCAUUCAAUGUUUUUAUAUUGUUUUAUGACUCUGAGAUUUUAUAGUGUCAGUGUUAUUCCAUAAUUUCUUCCUUCAAAAUUUAGUGAUAGAUCAUCUUUCAACUUUGAGUCUAGGUCUUGAGAAGUGUAAUAAUUCUGUUCUAUCUGAACAGAAUCCCAACGUGAAUACGGUACUCGAAGUUCAAUUUAUAUUCACUUAAUAACACUCUGUUUAUUUAACUAUCGUGGGGUGUUGUCAGAAUUGAUUUACUGUUAUUGACAACACAUCUGUUUAGAAUUUCGAAAAGUUAUCUUUUAAAUAUUUUUUCUACAAAAUGAUUUUGUCUUACAUGAAGGAUUACUUACUUAUUUAAUCCUCCGGUAAUCAGAUGAAGUGUUUAAUAAAGCUUUAGCUCCAUUUUAUCAAAUAUUGUCUAAAUUAUAUCUGGUCCAUGUAUACUAUGUCAUAAAUUUUAAUAAAAACGCAACUGCCUGAUCGAACGUGUUUCCUUCAUUCCGUCAUUUUUGUAAUUGGUUGGUGAUAUUGUAGCUUAGGUUAUUUUUAUUGGAUCAAAUAUUCAGCUGUAAGUGAUGGUUGGUGAGUAUCCUGUUCAUGUGGAUAAGAUAAAUAUGUCAUUGCUCCAUUUUAUUCGGAAACUCCUAAAAACACUUUAAGGGAAUAAUCAUGCGUAUAAGUACUAUUAUUACAAAACAAAUGAAAAUGGUUUUGUAUGGACUCACAUUCUAUACCUGUGUUUGAGCAAUGAUUCCAAAUGAACUCGUUCAUCAUAAAACAGUGUCGCUGAAUUUUCUAAUUUUUCUUCCAUCUCAUUAAUAAAGCAAACUAUUGUAAAACAUUCACGAAUAAAACUGACUUUAGCAAUAUACAUAAUAAAUUUUGCUUUUAGAACAUUGAUUGUUAUAAUUAAACAACAUCAUUAACUGCAUAAGGCUUUGUUUUCAGAACUUAAGUAAUACCAGUUUACCUAACACAGAAAUGGUUUGUAAUGGUUUAGUUGAAUAUAGUAUGUUUGAAUGUACAAAAAGGCGAAUGAAUUUUAAUGUAUAAUUAGUUUACAAAUAUGGAAAUUUACUAUAUUGUAUUAAUCAGUUAUUUCGAUAAAUUAAAUAAUACAAUUUAGGGCUUACGUAUUUGCAAUGUUAUAAGAAAAUGCAUUUCAGUUCUGUGUAAAAAGGCACAGCGGAAAGUGAUGUUCUUCUUGAGUUUCAAUAUUGGAAUCAAAAUGGCUCUUUAAUUUCACUAAAAGAAUCAAAUAAUUCUGUCAUCCGGCCCAUCGAUAACGUAACCAUAGGAAAGAUGCAAUCAGGACCUUCGAAUUUCACCAUUUUUGCAAAAACUCCUGGUCAUAUAUAUUUGGGAAUAAAGCCUACUCCAAGAGUAAACAUUGUGAACGCAGGUAAACCUAUUUGUUCUGUGACCGUGGUGCAUUUUCGUUGGUUAAAUAUACUUCAAAUUGUUAUUGGUUGGCUUUAUUUUACCGCUUGGACAGUUUCAUUCUACCCACAGUUUAUAUUGAACUGUAGACGAAAAAGUGUGGUUGGAUUCAAUUUCGACUUUGCUGUGUUAAAUGUGAUCGGAUUUUUCUUCUACAGUAUAUACAAUAUUGGUUUAUAUUGGAUUCCACUUAUUCAGGAACAAUAUAUACAAAGAAAUCCUUUGGGUUCAGUACCUGUACAAGAGAAUGAUUUGGCAUUUGCACUUCAUGCAUUUCUAAUUUCUUUAUUAACAGCUUUACAAAUAUUAUGUUAUGAGCGCGGUCGUCAACGUGUAUCAAAGACCUGUAUAGGAAUCAUAAUAUUAAUCAUUAUCUAUACAAUAAUCAUUUGUAUAUUGGGCAAAGUUCAGGUCACUGAAUGGUUAGAUACAUUCUAUUUCUUAUCUUAUAUUAAACUAUUUAUCUCAUUCAUUAAAUAUGCACCACAGGCUUUAAUGAAUUUUCGUCGAAAGAGUACAGUUGGUUGGAGUAUAGGUAAUAUUAUAUUAGAUUUCACUGGAGGAAUUCUAAGCAUUGCACAAAUGUUUAUUAUAGCAUACAAUACGAAUGAUGUUAGCAGUAUAACUGGGUCACCAAUCAAGCUUGGAUUAGGUGUUUUAUCAAUUGGAUUUGAUAUUUUAUUCAUGGUACAACAUUGGUGUUUGUAUCCAUCCUCCUCCUCAUCCCCAUCAUCAUUAUCAUCAACAUCAUCGUCAUCAUCACCGACAUCUUCAUCACGAUCAUCAAGAGAAAUAUUAAACAAAUCUGAAAAACGUGAUCUUAAAAUAGAAGUAACAGAGUAAUACUACUGAAAAUAUGAUUUUUUAUAUAUAAAAUAAUAAAAACAACAGAUAAUCUAUUUUUCUGUUCUCCUUUACUUUGAUUAAUUUUCGAUUUUUUUAGGUAAUAUUUUAAUAAUUUUUUAUUUAUUAAACUCUAGUUUUUUCCUUAGUAACAAGAGGAAAGUUUAUCUUUUUCUCCUUCUACUUCUUCUUCUUUAUGAGAUGAAUAAUCCACUUUGAUUAAGGUAUAAUUUUUUUCAAUGCUUAAUUGAUUUCUAAUUUAGGUACUUGAUCAAGUUCUAUUCUCUGUUUUACAUGUUCUAUGCUUUGUAUAAAUGAACUUUAUUGAUUUUUUAAAAUUAUGUAAUACAUAUUUUGUUAAUGAAAUAAUAUUUAGAUGAAUUUAA